AUGGAUCGUAACGGCAAACAAAUAAAAAGUAGCGGUGAUUCGCAUCCCUCAACUGAUAGCAGUACAUUCACUGUGAAGACGGAACGAGUUAUUUUGCAAGAGGUCAAACGAGUCAACAUGGCUGGAGUUGGAAAUUUGGAACCAUUUGAUUUAAAUCAUCCAAAUAAAUGGGCAACGUAUAUGGCGCGUUUCGAUUUGUUCCUUCUGGCCAAUGAUGUACAAGAGGAAGGUCGUCAAAACGCAGCAUUCCUCACAUUGGCCGGAGCGCCACUCUACGACCUCUUGGCAUCAUUGGCGUCACCAAAGCAGGUUAGUAAUCUGAAUCUUCCCAAUAUAAAAACCAUUCUAACCAACCAUUUUUCACCACGUCCGUCCGAAAUUACGGCCUAUUAUCAUUUUCACAAACGUGAUCAAUAUCCGGACGAGUCUGUCAGUAAUUACAUACAUCGCAGCAUUGCGCACAUUGGCAGUGGACUGCAACUUCGGUACGGCGCUCGACCGCAUGCUUCGCGACCGUUUUGGGUGUGGCAUGAAGGACGAAGGACUGCAGAAAAGCUUACUGGCGGAAAAGGCGAACAAAAAUCGCCGUCAACAGAAACCAGCAGCUGUCAUGCAAUGGUUGUGGUGGAUCACACCCUCGUAAGCAGUGUCCAUAUCGUGAAUCACUUUGCAGCGCAUGCGGAGUCAAGGGGCAUCUGCAGCGAGCCUGCCGCAGCGCGUCAAAUGUCAAUUCAUACAGAGCGUCUUCAUCCAACUGAACAACAAAUGCUCGUUCAGCGAUUACCAAAGCAACCACAUCCCAGUCAAGGGGAUCAUCCAUGUGUCAAUUUGCCGCUAAUCAUCCCAAACAGUGGUGGCUCUAAUCGUGUUGGUUGUAACUGGUUCGAUGCACUGGGCAUACGUAUAGAAGGAGUUUUUGCCGUCAACAGUGGUCACAGCAUCAAAGCCAUUCUGAAGAAAUACGAUCAUUUGUUCUCAACAGAUCUUGGUCACUACACAGGACCACCAGUGACUUUACAAAUCGAUUCGGCGGUGCCGCCCGUGAGACUGCCUCCACGCCGUAUACCCUUCGCCAUUAAGGGCUUCGUGGAAGAGGAAAUCGGUCGCUUAUGUUGUCAAGGUAUUUUGGAGCCUGUGGAAUACUCCGAUUGGGCAACGCCAAUAGUGCCCGUGGUAGAAAAAGAUGGUUCCAUCCGUAUAUGCGGUGACUACCAAUCAACGCUGAAUAAGGCAAUUAAGCCACACUGUCAUCAAAUUCCAGCUGUUAGCACGCUUUUGGCUUCGAUUGAAGGUGGAUCGAUUUAUGCAAAAAUUGAUUUGGCACAGGCAUACCAACAACUCGUGGUUGAUGAGCGUUCGUCACUCCUGCAAACCGUAUCAACACAUAAAGGCGCUUUCAAGGUAACCAGGCUGCAGUUUGGCAUCUCAUCACCACCCGGUAUAUUCCAAAGCUGCAUCGAAAACGUUUUGCAAAACAUUCCUGGCGUCUUGCCGUACUUUGAUGGCAUCGUGGUCAUGGGUAAAUCGGAAGAUGAGCUCGCAAACAGACUGGAACAAAUAUUUGUACGUUUCGACAAGGCCGGACUACGUUUGCGCAAGGACAAGUGCCAAUUAAGUGUGCCAUCUAUCGAAUUUUUGGGGUUUAAACUGGACAAUCUCGGUAUACGACCCUCACCUGACAAGAUCAAGGCCAUUCAUGAAGCACCAUCGCCAAUUGCAUUCUAUUCAAGGACGCUGUCGAAGGCAGAACGAAAUUACGCACAGAUAGAUAGGGAAGCAGUCGCCCUCGUCUCUGGAGUGAAGAAAUUCCACAACUACAGGCGCGUACAACUUCAAUUUGGUACACCGCGCUGGUCUUAG
Messenger RNA from Anastrepha ludens (Mexican fruit fly), 1860 nucleotides. RefSeq lists its product as uncharacterized. Lineage: Eukaryota; Metazoa; Arthropoda; Insecta; Diptera; Tephritidae. Bases 1 to 1860 code for a protein of 619 amino acids. The transcript has 3 exons. The record is from RefSeq and is a predicted model, not a curated record.